Messenger RNA from Gracilinanus agilis (Agile Gracile Mouse Opossum), 231 nucleotides. Its product is annotated as small nuclear ribonucleoprotein G-like. The record is from RefSeq and is a predicted model, not a curated record. The transcript has a single exon. Gene Ontology annotation, molecular function: RNA binding. Bases 1 to 231 code for a protein of 76 amino acids. NCBI's taxonomy places the organism in Eukaryota, Metazoa, Chordata, Mammalia, Didelphimorphia, Didelphidae. Gene Ontology annotation, biological process: mRNA splicing, via spliceosome; spliceosomal snRNP assembly. Gene Ontology annotation, cellular component: catalytic step 2 spliceosome; U5 snRNP; U4 snRNP.
AUGAGCAGAGCACACCCGCCCAAGCUAAAAAAAUUUAUGGACAAAAAGCUAUCAUUGAAAUUAAAUGGUGGGAGGCACAUCCAAGGAAUAUUGUGGGGGUUUGAUCCAUUUAUGAAUCUUGUGAUUGACGAGUGUGUAGAGAUGGUACCAGGUAGCCAACAGAACAAUAUUGGAAUGGUGGUGAUCCGAGGAAACAGUAUCAUUUUGUUAGAAGCCUUAGAACAAGUAUAA